ACCACCUCCUCGGCCGCUCCUGCGACCACCUCCGCUGCGUCGUCCGGCUUCAAAUCCGUCGACCCGGAGGGCAACGGACCUUUUAACGGGGAGACGACUUAUUACGUCUUGGGAACGGAUGGGAACGCGAUCGGGGCUUGUGGGACCAACUUGGUCGAUAGCGAUUUGAUCGCCGCGGCCUCGGAAUACUUGUUCGACUCGUGGCCCGGUUCGAACGGGAACCCCAACCAAAACCCCAUCUGCGGGCAGUUCGCCAAGGUUUCUUACCAAGGAAAGUCCGUUGUCGUCCGAAUUGCAGACCGAUGCCCUGGAUGUGAAAAGAGACACCUCGACUUGAGCCCCUCGGCGUUCACGCAGUUGGCGGACGAGUCGGUCGGAUUGAUGGACGUCACCUGGGAGUGGGUCGGGAGCGCCAGUGGUUAG
Messenger RNA from Filobasidium floriforme, 423 nucleotides. RefSeq names its product RlpA-like double-psi beta-barrel-protein domain-containing protein-containing protein. The transcript is spliced from 3 exons. The annotation marks the transcript as partial. NCBI's taxonomy places the organism in Eukaryota, Fungi, Basidiomycota, Tremellomycetes, Filobasidiales, Filobasidiaceae. The record is from RefSeq and is a predicted model, not a curated record.